Messenger RNA from Thlaspi arvense, 876 nucleotides. Lineage: Eukaryota; Viridiplantae; Streptophyta; Magnoliopsida; Brassicales; Brassicaceae. The record is from the annotation of a GenBank genome assembly.
AUGAUUGAGAUCAGAAUGAAAAUAUCUAAAUCUAUAGGGACUGUUUUGGUUUCUAUUAUCUUCUAUCUUUCCUCAGCUUCACUUGUCGUCUGUUCAUCUCUUGAUGUCACCAUUGAUAACCAUUCACCAAGCAAUCUCAAGAACAAAGGAUCCCUAGUACAAGACAAGUUGAGUCAUCAAAUGAUAAACAGCAUAAAGCUUCAUGGCAUUCUCCUAUGGGCUUCAAUGGGGUUUCUUAUGCCAGUGGGGAUUCUCUUCAUUAGAAUGGCCAAUAAAGCUAAUGAAAAUGGAAGAAAAGUUAAAGUAUUCUUCUACCUCCAUGUCGUUUUCCAGAUAUUAGCAGUGGUUUUGGCAACAAUAGGAGCUAUAAUAUCUUUAAGAACAUUAGAGAACUCUUUUGACAACAACCAUCAAAGACUUGGCUUGGCUCUUUAUGCAGCCAUGUGGCUCCAAUUCUUGACCGGUGUCUUCAAGCCCUCUAGAGGGAGCAAAAGGAGGUUGAAAUGGUUCUUACUGCAUUGGAUCCUUGGAACAGUACUGUCAAUAUUUGGCAUAAUAAAUAUAUACACAGGCAUAAGAGCAUACCAUAGGAAGACGUCAUCAAGUAGAGACUCAAGUCUUUGGACAAUCUUGUUCACAGCUCAACUCUCUUGUCUUGUCUUCUUCUAUCUAUUUCAAGACAAAUGGGAACAUAUUCAAAGGCAAAGAGUUGUUAUUGAUGAAUUGGGUCAUCAUCAUCAAAGUAAUAACACAAAUGGAAGAAGUAAUGACCAAAUCGUUCAAGUGGUAACAAGAAAUGAUCAUGAACAAAAGGUCAUGGUUCCUCAGCCUUGUCGCAAAAGUAAUGCACUUGUGAAUCUGUUUAAGUUGAUUUGA